AUGGCGCCGGCGUACCUGGCAACCGUCCCUGCGCUCCGGCGCGUGGCGCGGUGGGCCCCGGUGGCGCUGUUCUCUUCGGGCAUCGUCGCCGGCGACAAGCCCGUGCUGGUUCGGGAUUUCGUCAAGUCGGCGCUCUACGAUCCCAACCACGGCUACUUCUCCAAGCGGUCGGGGCCCGUGGGCGUGCUCGACUCCGCCAUCCGCUUCAACCAGCUCCAGGGGAGGAGUGCAUACAUGAAGCAUCUUGAUAAGCUGUAUAAGAAACACGAUAUUUCUUGGUUUACUCCAGUGGAGCUGUUUAAGCCAUGGUAUGCCCAUGCAAUAGCUGCAUCAAUCCUGCGCACAGCUAAUCUUUCAGUCCCAUUGAAGAUAUAUGAAAUUGGUGGUGGAUCUGGGACAUGCGCUAAGGGUGUACUUGAUUACAUGAUGUUAAAUGCUCCGCCAAAAGUCUACAAUAAUAUGAAAUACAUCUCAGUAGAGAUCAGCUCCUCCCUUGCUGAAAAGCAGUUGGAAACUGUCGGUGAACUACAGAGCCAUUUGUCAAAAUUUACAGUGGAGCAUCGUGAUGCAACUGACAGAAGUGGAUGGGGAUCCAAGGAUCCCCAACCAUGUUGGGUGCUCAUGCUUGAGGUACUUGACAAUCUACCUCAUGACCUUGUCUAUUCACCAAAUCAGGUCUCCCCAUGGAUGGAAGUGUGGAUUGAAAAAGUAAACGGCAGUUCACAAGUCUGUGAGGUCUACAAACCAUUACAAGACCCGUUAGUUUCCCGCUGCAAUGAGAUUGUUAGCAUGAAUGAACAGGAUCCUUCUUUGAGAGAAAAACUAUCAUUUGCUGCAAAAGGUAUCUUCUCAAAAGUUUUUCCAAAGCCUCGGAGAGCUUGGUUACCAACUGGAUGCUUGAAACUGCUGGAUACUUUACAUGAAGCUUUGCCAAGCAUGUCCCUUAUUGCUUCGGACUUCAGUUAUCUUCCUGAUGUUAGCAUACCUGGCGAUAGAGCUCCAUUGGUUUCUUCAAAGAAGGAUGGGAAAACCUUGGAUCAUAACAACUAUCUUGAUGCACAGGGUGAUGCGGAUAUCUUCUUCCCAACCAAUUUCUGGCUUUUGGAGCAGAUCGACCAUCACUGCUCUGGCUUUUCAAGAGAGCAGAAGAAUCGUGGUGCUUUUAAACCAGUGAAGAGUAGGAGAACGAUCAUACUUGAUUCGGCUGCCUUCAUGGAGGAGUUUGGGCUGCCACUGAAGACAAAGACCAAAGAUGGCUAUAAUCCACUUCUUGAUGAUUUCAGGAACACAAAGUUCUACCUCAGUGUUCCGACCCACAACAAGGUGUAGUCCAGCCUGAGUCUGUGUUGCUACUUAUGUUUGCCCAUCGAAGCACUACAUUAGACGCUAGUGAAUAUGGAAUAUGCAAUGGCCAGUAAGUAAUCAGUUUGUGAGAUCAUACUAUUCUAGACCUUCUUUUGUAUAGAAGAGAGCAAAAUCUUAGGAUUUUGUUUGAACUGACUUCGGAAAGUCCAAGUUCUUUUGAUAAGUUUCUUCUUUUGUUUGUUGUUUUUAGAAGUGAAUAAUGUCAGAACUAUGCAGAAAUUUCAUUUGCUUAGGAUCUGUCUAUGUAUUAAGCUCGCAGUUACCCUCAAGAUUUUUGAAGAAUAUAAUAAACCAAUAAUACCUGUGUUAAA
Molecule: messenger RNA, 1676 nt
Organism: Lolium rigidum
Lineage: Eukaryota; Viridiplantae; Streptophyta; Magnoliopsida; Poales; Poaceae
Exons: 13
Coding region: 1-1329 (442 amino acids)
Cellular component (GO): mitochondrion
Molecular function (GO): protein-arginine omega-N symmetric methyltransferase activity
Source: RefSeq, a predicted model, not a curated record